Molecule: messenger RNA, 1239 nt
Organism: Gekko japonicus
Lineage: Eukaryota; Metazoa; Chordata; Lepidosauria; Squamata; Gekkonidae
Gene: AIF1
Product: allograft inflammatory factor 1
Exons: 6
Coding region: 132-566 (144 amino acids)
Biological process (GO): ruffle assembly; actin filament bundle assembly
Cellular component (GO): ruffle membrane; actin filament
Molecular function (GO): calcium ion binding; actin filament binding
Source: RefSeq, a predicted model, not a curated record
GCAACCCCCUACAUAUAUUCAGAGAGAGAGAAAAGAACCCAGCUUAAAGGAGGGAAAUCAGUCAGCAGUGCCCCGGCUGAAGUACAUACAGCCAUCAGGAAUCUGGGGACAACUAGAAGAAAGGAGGACCGAUGAAUCCACAAGGAGGAAAGGCUUUUGGGGUGCUGAAGGCCCAGCAGGAAGAGUUCCUCGACUCUCUCAAUAAGGAAUUCUUGGAUGACCCCAAGUACAGCAUGGAUGAAGACCUUGGAGAAAAAUUAGAAAUGUUUAAAAAGAAAUACUUGGAAUUUGACCUUAAUGCACAAGGGGACAUAGAUAUCAUGGCCUUGAAGCGCAUGUUAGAAAAACUGGGUGCAGCCAAAACCCACCUGGAACUGAAGAAGAUGAUCACGGAAGUGACAGGGGGGAUGAGCGAGACCAUCUGUUACCAGGACUUUGCCCGGAUGAUGCUGGGCAAGCGGUCGGCAAUCUUCAAAAUAAUUCUGAUGUAUGAAGAGAAAGCCAAAGAGAAGGCUGAGAAACCAUCUGGGCCCCCUCCCAAGAAAAUAAUUGCAGAUCUUCCUUAAAGGUCCCUGCUUUAUUGCGAUCGAUUGGCUUGCAUCUGAUCACUCUACUCAGCAAAAUUUCAAGCCUUCCUCCCGCCUCCGGAGCCUUGGUCAAGCAGCAGUACUCAGAGAAAUCUGUUCUUUUUAUCCCUGUCCAUCCACACCACUUAGCAUAAAGGGAAACUGGAAAUCUUGGGAGAACAGUUCUCAGGAACUAUUUUGUGUUAGAAGGAAGAGUAAAAUAAUUUAGAGCAAUACACCCACCCGCCUCCAAAAAAUGUUGUCAGCGCUAUCCUUCCAUUCUUGUUAAUGCUCAUGUUAACUGUUAGGGGUGCAAUCCCGUUCCCCAGCACAUGUGACCACAGGGAAAGGUUUGGGGAGCAGGGCCUAAAGAGGAAGGCAGAUUCUUCUCAGCAAUCUGUUUCUCCUCAGACCCCAAACCCCCACAUGGCCAGCUCAUACAACACAGCCCAAAGAGGAAUGGGCUUCCAUCAAAAAGGACAGGAGACGGGGUUGCCACUUACCCGGUACGUGUGGGCAACCUCCUGCCAAUGCUCCUUGUCUCCUGCCCUCGGUCAGUGGAGUGGCGGGGGGGAAACUGGGGGGACUCAACAUCAUGUGGGGCACUGACGUCUGGGGCUAUUUUUGGGCAGGAACACACAGGAACGGAGUUCCGGCUGGCUUCAGAGUUGGC